GUUUGUCUGACGCGUAAAGUUUUUUUCUCCGCUUAAAACAAUUCCUCCCCAACGCCGGACCCCUUGAGAUUCACUCUGGAGCUGGGCACCAUGGACCAGGAGGGGGCCCAGUACUCGGUGCAUGCCGUGUGCCGCAUCUGCCUGAACCGCCUGCCGGGCGACGGCGCUGGAGCCGGAUGCUUUGACCUCUUCCUGAUCCCCGGCCUGGCCAAGAAGCUAUGCGUGUGCACCUCGCUGGUGGUGGACCAGUCGGAUGGCUUUCCCAAGAAUCUGUGCACACCCUGCUACGCCCGGCUGGACGAUCUGCAUGAGUUCCAGAAGCUGUGCGUGGACUCGGUGCAAAAGUUUCAGGAUCUGGUGGCCAGGAACGUUUUCUGCAUGCCUCAGAGCGGGCAGAUCAAAACCUUUGACAUGCUGAAUGUGGCUGGAAAUGGGGCUGACAUGGUGGGCCCAGAGGAUGAGGAUCGCAUCAACUUUGACCCGCUGCUGGAUCACAAAAUGGAGCUGAUCGAAAACGAGGAGGAUGUGUUCAAGAUGCUGGAGCAUGUGGACAAGGAGGUUGAGGAAGUGGAAAAGCAAGUCAAGCACGAUGACGGCGAUUUAAUGGCUUUUCUCGAGACGAAUUCCUCCUCGGAGAGCGAGAGCGACCACGACCAAGAUGUGGACUUUGAGCCCAAUAGCAGCGACGGCGACGAUGACUUGCCCCUGGCACAGCGCAUGGCCAAACCCAAGGCCAAGCGAGCCUCUGUUAAGGUAGAGGAAGAGGAAUUUCUCUCUGGCUCCGAGGUGGAGGCGGACGAGGAGGGGAGUAAGACUAAGUCCAGGCGUAGGAGGGUACCACCUGGCGAAAGGCACCUGCACCGCAUCAUCGACUGCCACAUUUGCCACCAAAAGUUCAAAAAGGCCAUACGCUAUGAGGAGCACAUGAAGCACCACAACGACCUGCUACCUUUCCAGUGCAAAGUGGAGACCUGCAGGAAAGGCUUCACCACCGCUGGCGGUUUGAGGCUUCACAUUGACCACGCCCACACGGAGCUGUCGGAGGUCCACAACUGCAGCUUUGAGGGCUGCGGCAAGUCCUUCCCGCGCAUCCGUCUACUUACCUUCCACAUGAAAAAGGUGCAUGGGAUCACAAAGGCGGCAGCGCCGCCACGGGAUUACCCCUGCUCCGAGUGUGAGAAGGUGUUUCGGUGUCCAAUGGCCCUCAAGAAGCACAUGUACAAGCACGACGGCAAGGAGUUGCCCUUUCCCUGCAACAUCUGCGGCAAGAGGUUCGUCAUAAACAGCGCUCUAAAGGAUCACCUGAUGCGGCAUGCAGGGAUUAAGAACUAUGUCUGCCCCUACUGUGGCGUUGGAAAGACCACCAGGCAGGAGUGGAACACCCACAUCCUCACCCACACGCAGGAGAAGAAGUUCAAGUGCCACAUCUGCGAGCAUGCCUCGCACAACAAGCAGAGCCUGGCCAACCACAUCAAGAUAGUCCACGAGAAGAUCAAGAACUACGCCUGCCAGUACUGCGGCAAGACCUUUGGCAAGUCGCAUGCCUGCAAGAUCCACGAGAUGACACACACGGGUGAGAAGCGCUGCGAGUGCAAGGUCUGUGGCAAGAAGUUCCUCUAUCCCAAGAGCCUGACCAAGCACCUGAAGACCCACGAGAAGCGUGUGCUCCGAGCCAUCGAGACCUAUCGCCAGCGGCAGGUGGAGAUGGGCGAGACAGCGGGCGAGCAAUUGGUUUCAGCUCCAGCCGAGCUCCAGUCGUGCCUGCCAGUCGAGGGCUUAGGAAGCAGCGAACCCGCCAUCAAUGCCGCCGACGAGCUGCUCAAGGUAUGUGCCGAGUCGGUGGCCACCAUACCCAAAGAUCCGCGUCGCGUUCAGCGCGUGGACAUAGCCGAGCUGGCCGGCACCGCUGUGAAUCCCAUACCCUCUGUCUCAGUGCCCUCCUGGUCGCCGCAGGUCAACUUCACCAAGAAGGAGGGCAAGCAUAUUUGUCCCGGCUGCGGUCAAGGUUUCAAUAACAUCGGGAACAUGAAGCGACAUUACAAGAUCAUCCACGAGAAGGUCAAGGAUUUCGCCUGCCGCUUCUGCCCCAAGCGUUUCGCCAAGGCCCAGACUUUGAGGCAUCACGAGUGGAUUCAUACGGGUGAGAAACCCUUCGAAUGCAAGACCUGCGGCACGCAUUUCCGCCAGGAGACGGCCUUGAAACGCCAUCAGCGCACCCACGAGAAUCGUCCGCCCGUUAUCUCGCCCAAGUUCUAUGCCGCCCGCGAGGAGCUGGAGGAGCAGGAGCGGAGCAAGCGGGAGGCCAAGCGGCAGGCAGAGGCCAAGAAACGGGAAAUAGCCGAGGCAGCCAAGGAGCAGCUAUCCUCGCUGCACAAGCUGGAGGGCGCCAGCGGCCUGCACUCUUAUGGUGAGUACCAAGAGGCGGCGGCGGAACGUGCUGCUGCUUCCGCCGAACUCCAGGCCCAGCAGUUCGAGGAGAAUGCGGUGAAGCGGCGUGCAGACGAGGAGCGUCAAAAGAUCCAGGAGGCUGCCUACGAGCAACUUCAACGACUGCAGCAGCAGCAGGAACUGGACAAGGUGCAGGCCUCCUACGAUGGCUACUACGCGCAGAAGGUGAACGUGGAGGGUAGCAGCACUCUGGACGCCUUGAAGAUGGACCAUGUGUGAGAAACGUUUGUGGCGUUUAACGCGGGGAGAACAGAUGUAAAUGAAGAGCAAUAUUUUAUAUUUUACAGAUAUAUUUUGCUUAAAAUGGAGUUAACUUAGGUGUAAGCUUAAAGUUAUAAAGAUUAUAUAGAAUAUUAUAAAAAAUACUGAUAAGACCUAA
This is a messenger RNA of Drosophila kikkawai, 2827 nucleotides long. RefSeq names its product zinc finger protein 540. Gene Ontology annotation, molecular function: zinc ion binding. Gene Ontology annotation, cellular component: nucleus. The record is from RefSeq and is a predicted model, not a curated record. NCBI's taxonomy places the organism in Eukaryota, Metazoa, Arthropoda, Insecta, Diptera, Drosophilidae.